Messenger RNA from Mauremys reevesii (Reeves's turtle), 1902 nucleotides. Its product is annotated as cytochrome P450 2J6-like. The record is from RefSeq and is a predicted model, not a curated record. Gene Ontology annotation, biological process: arachidonate metabolic process; xenobiotic metabolic process. The transcript is spliced from 9 exons. Gene Ontology annotation, cellular component: cytoplasm; intracellular membrane-bounded organelle. Gene Ontology annotation, molecular function: iron ion binding; heme binding; oxidoreductase activity, acting on paired donors, with incorporation or reduction of molecular oxygen, reduced flavin or flavoprotein as one donor, and incorporation of one atom of oxygen. Bases 313 to 1785 code for a protein of 490 amino acids. NCBI's taxonomy places the organism in Eukaryota, Metazoa, Chordata, Testudines, Geoemydidae.
CCUUUAAAUGUAACAUUUAUGCAGAGGAAGGCAGGCCGUCUCACUGGGAGCUUUAGAGGUUAAUGUCUGGUGGACAAGGUUUAGCUAGCAGAAAGAUUGGCUUAUUCUCCAGUACAAAGGUCUUAUUAAAUACACAUGAGUCUUGCAAUUCGCCACUUUGAUGAUAGGUAUAAAAGCAGGGAAUCACAGGGAGAAGGAGAGAGGUAGAUAGAAGGGGAUUAAAGCCUAUUCAGGGAGAUCUAGAACCUCAAAAAAGACAGGGAGAGUUCAGACCUGACCACACAGUGGACAGACAGACAGAGCAGCAGGGCGAUGUUGGUGAUCAGCGAGGUUUUAGUAGCUCUGCUCAUCUCUCUCUUGGUUGUGCAAUUUCUGAAAAUGAAGUGGGCAUGUAGCCGGCUUCCUCCUGGACCAACUCCCCUCCCCCUCAUCGGCACCAUAUGGCAGAUGGAUUUCAAACGCCAACACGAGAUUUUCAUUAAGUUGGCACAGAUUUACGGGAACAUCUUCACCUUGUGGAUUGGACAUAUUCCUGUCAUCAUACUGAAUGGAUUCACAGCUGUGAAGGAUAGCCUGACUGUCCACUCUGAAGACGUCUCUGGCCGGCCAGCAACCCCUUUUUUUCAGAAAAUGGCCGGAGGAAAGGGUAUUAUUUUCACAAGUGGUCACACCUGGAAGCAGCAGAGACGCUUUGGGCUGAUGACCCUGCGGAACCUGGGACUGGGCAAGAAAGGCCUGGAGCACCGAAUCCAAGAGGAGGCUCGUCAGCUGCUGGAGUACUUUAUGAAUGAGAGAGGAGAUCCCCUGGAUCCUUCUUUCCCCAUCGUCCAUUCAGUCUCAAACGUGAUUGCGGCGGUGGUGUUUGGACAUCGCUUUUCCAUUGAGGACAAAGAUUUCCACCAGCUGAUUGAAAACAAUGAUUACUUGACCAAACAAGGGAGCAGCAUCAGCGAGCUGCUGUAUGAUAUUUUCCCCUGGCUCAUGGAUCAUCUCCCAGGCACUCACCAGAAGGUAUUCUGUUGCCAUGAGUUUCUCCGGUCUUUUGCAAGGAAGGAGGUCAGAAGCCACCAAGAGCGUGGGUCACCAGACGAACCACAAGAUUUCAUUGAUUUCUACCUGGCUCAGAUAGACAAAAGCAAAGCUGACCCUCAUUCGACCUUUGAUGAAGACAACCUGGUCCAGACUAUUUUUGAACUUUUCUUCGCAGGCACAGAAACCACAGCUACCACCAUGCGCUGGGCAGUGCUUAAUAUGGUGGCUUACCCAGACAUCCAAGAGAGAGUCCAGAAGGAGCUGGACGCUGUGCUGGGUCCCUCCCAAUUAAUCUGCUACGAGGAUCGGAAGAACCUGCCCUACACCAAUGCCGUGAUACAUGAGAUCCAGCGCCACAGCAGCAUCGUUGCAGUGGGAAUUCCCAGAGAAUGUGUAAAAGACACAGUGCUGCAGGGCUUUCCCGUUGAGAAGGGCACCAUUAUUCUCCCAAACUUAAUCUCUGCCUUGCUCGACCCAGAACACUGGGAGACACCUCGACAGUUCAACCCAAAUCACUUCCUGGAUCAGGAUGGAAAUUUUGUGAACAAAGAAGCUUUCUUAGCAUUCUCAGCAGGGCACCGUGUGUGUUUGGGGGAGCAGCUGGCAAGGACUGAGCUCUUCAUCUUCUUCACCAACCUGCUGCGGGCGUUCACCUUCAGGCUGCCGGAGGGAGUGAAGGAAAUCAACACCGAGUCCAUGCUGGGGGGUUUCUUGCAGCCUCAUCCCUAUAAGAUCUGUGCUGUUCCUCGCUAGGCUGCAGCACCCCGCCAAGCGCGGGAGGAGCCAUUAGGCAGGCACAUGCGCCUUUGUGAAUUUCCGCCUUGUACCUCUUCCCCUCUUUCUACUCCCAGCUUUGAGACGGUGUCAGCU